GGGGGAUAUAGGACAGGCUUCACACGGGGGUUUGGCUGCAGACUGGUCGGGAUCCCUUUCGCGCGUCCUCGGUCUCUCUCCAUCAUCAGGUCCAGAAGUCGUUCUUCAUCACCACAGCCGAAGGGGAAAGUGAGAAGGCUAAAGACUCCCAGAGAUCCCGGUCAGGCGGCUACAUGCUCAGCUCUCUUCGGUUUUAAGAAGAACAACCACAGGAAUCAGAAGCAACCAUGGAUUUUGUAAUGAAGCAAGCUUUAGGUGGGGCCACCAAAGACAUGGGUAAGAUGCUCGGCGGGGAGGAGGAGAAAGAUCCGGACGCAGCCAAGAAGGAGGAGGAACGGCAGGAGGCGCUGAGGCAGCAGGAGGAUGAAAGGAAGGCCAAACACACCCGCAUGGAGGCCGAGAGGGAAAAAGUACGGCAGACCAUCAGGGACAAGUACGGGCUGAAGAAGAAGGAGGAGAAGGAGGCGGAGGAGAAGGCGGCCAUGGAGCAGGCCUGUGAGGGGUCGCUGACUCGCCCCAAGAAGGCGAUCCCGCGGGGGUGCGGAGACGACGACGAAGAGGACGAGGAGAGCAUCCUCGACACCGUCCUCAAGUUUCUGCCCGGACCUCUCCAGGACAUGUUCAAGAAGUAAAACAACAACAACAACAACAAAUCAAAACGAACCCUACAUUCAGGGUCCAGUCUGGCCUGGGGAGGUGGGGAUCUCUCUGUGGCCGGACUGCCAGGGUUGCAGGAGAG
This is a messenger RNA of Eleginops maclovinus (Patagonian blennie), 739 nucleotides long. RefSeq names its product complexin-2. Gene Ontology annotation, molecular function: syntaxin binding. Lineage: Eukaryota; Metazoa; Chordata; Actinopteri; Perciformes; Eleginopidae. The record is from RefSeq and is a predicted model, not a curated record. The transcript has 4 exons. Gene Ontology annotation, cellular component: terminal bouton; SNARE complex. Gene Ontology annotation, biological process: regulation of neurotransmitter secretion; synaptic vesicle exocytosis; neurotransmitter transport. Bases 228 to 632 code for a protein of 134 amino acids.